AUGUUGCUCAACUCGUUUGUUACUGUUGCUCCUUGGAUCAGAACCCUUCGUCCUGCACUCCACCCAAAGAGGAUUGCCAAUUACUCGACUUCAAUUGCUACAUGGGGUGCCUUUGCUGGCAUUGCUGCUCUCUUUUUUAUCGAGCCUACUUCUCUUGCACGUCGUGAUAUCUUCACCAACAUCCCGGUUGUUGGUGGUUUCUGGCAAAAGAAACUGGAUGCUAUGGAACUCAAGGAUUAA
Molecule: messenger RNA, 240 nt
Organism: Batrachochytrium dendrobatidis JAM81
Lineage: Eukaryota; Fungi; Chytridiomycota; Chytridiomycetes; Rhizophydiales
Exons: 2
Coding region: 1-240 (79 amino acids)
Biological process (GO): mitochondrial electron transport, ubiquinol to cytochrome c
Source: RefSeq, a predicted model, not a curated record